AUGAAAUCCAUGCAACUUUCGCGCGCCGUCGCUCGUUUGGCUGGGUCCAGUUUGCGCUUGGCGGCCGUUCGUCCCGCUCUUCGUCAAGCCGUCCGCUUCUCAUCGAACGAGUCCUCCGUCACCAAGGACCUGACUCAGCGCUUGAACGAGGAGAUCGAGGCCGAGAAACGGUUGGAGAAUGAGAAUUUGGGAGGCGCGGCUCAGCCAACCGUCCCUGGCUUCCAGCUCAAAACCAAAGACGCUGAAGUCAGAUUGACGAAGAAGCAUGGACCUGAAGAAAUUCUGGUCGUGUUCAACGUGAAUCACUCUGUCGAUGUCGAAGAAGACGAUCCAAACUCGGAUUUGGGUAAGAGUUUUAAAAUUUAUAUUGUUCUUGAAGUUUAGGUGAAGUUUGAGGAAGCGUUUGAUGGAGAAGUUAAUAAUUGUUAGCCGAAAAUUUGUUGAGAGCGAGAUCCUAGCAUACUCUUAGUCUGGGAAAAAUAUUUUACUCAUAACUUUUUGCUACAUCGAGUUUGAGCCUUUUCCGAUAUUACACUUGCUCCAAAAAGUUCCUGUGCGAAUUAGUCGAUUGCUUUUGAGCAAGCUGUCUUUUUUAUUGCUUCAGUGGUUAGAAAAGAAUCUAUUUUUCGAAUUUUAGCUCCAACCCCAGUUGCCCUUCCCCCAUUCAGUGUUGAAAUUACCAAGGGAUCUCAACGUCUCUGCUUCAACAUGAUUCUUGUUGAAACUGGAGAUGAAGACCAAUUUGAUUUCCGUGUGGAGGAAUUCUACGUUGCUCCAGCUGCCAAGGACGGAAAUGAGGAUGUUGCGGAUGAGGUCUAUGCGUCCAGCGGCAAAUACAUUGAUCCUGUAAGUUUUUCAACAUGGGUAACAUGUUUUCUGUUCAAAGUUUAGGUCUUCUUGGGUUCGAUUCUAAGGUAUACUAUUUCAGAACCUCCAUGAUGUCCUCUUCGUCCGGUACCUGGAAGAGCGCGGUAUUGACGCCGAGUUCUGCCGUAAUUUGGUCCAAUUCGCCACUCACUAUGAACAUCAAAAAUAUGUUGGUCUCCUUUCGCAAAUCCGCGACUUUGUCUCCAAGAAUUAA
Messenger RNA from Bursaphelenchus xylophilus (pine wood nematode), 1081 nucleotides. Lineage: Eukaryota; Metazoa; Nematoda; Chromadorea; Rhabditida; Aphelenchoididae. The record is from the annotation of a GenBank genome assembly.